AACACCCUCUCCAAACUUCACUCUCUCUCUACCCCUCCACAUUCUCUCUCUCUCUCUCUCUCUCUCUACUCUGAGAUUUUGUGUGUGUAUGUUUGAGGUCUGAGUUUCAGGUUCUAUGGAGGUCUACAAGGAUCAGAAAAUGGAAGACGAGUAUGCUAGGCUUAUUAGGAGAAUGAACUCUCCAAGGGCUUUCAUUGAUAAUGAAACUUGUGAUCAUGCUACUGUUAUUGAGGUUGUUAGUGAUAAUAGACAGGGAAGUCUUCUUGAAGUUGUUCAAUUGCUUACAGACCUGAAACUGAUUAUAACGAAAGCUUACUUUUCCUCUGAUGGAGGAUGGUUAAUGGAUGUUUUUAAUGUGACCGACUGUCAUGGGAACAAGAUUAGAGAUGAAGGAAUCCUCAAAUAUAUGAAGAAGACUCUUGAAACUGAUGUCUGUUUCUUGAAGUCGAAUCGAGGUUCAUUCGGUUUAAUGCCCAUCAAAGAUCAUACUACACUUGAAUUGAUUGGCACAGACAGACCUGGUUUGCUAUCUGAAGUAUCUGCAGUGCUAACAGAUCUUAAAUGCAAUGUGGUGAAUGCUGAAAUAUGGACACACAAUGCUAGAGCUGCGGCUAUUAUUCAUGUCACAGACCAAUUAACUGGAAAUGCAAUUGAAGACCCAAAAAGGCUGUGUUUGAUCAAGAAUCUGCUAGGCAAUGUCCUCAAAGGCAACAACAAUACUAGGACCCCGAAAAUAAUGAUUUCUUCAUCCGGGUCAUCACAUGCAGGUCAAAGAUUGCAUCGGUUGAUGUUUUCUGAUAGGGAUUUUGAGAAGGAAGAAGGUGUCAAUGACAAGAAUUCAAGAACUCAUGUCUGCGUAUUAGACUGCAAUGACAGAGACUAUACGGUUGUUACCGUGAGGUCCAAGGACCGAUCAAACCUUUUGUUUGAUACUUUGUGCUCUCUAACAGAUAUGCAAUAUGUGGUAUUCCAUGGUACUGUCAUCACAGGAAGAAGGGAAGCUUACCAGGAAUACUAUAUAAGACAUAUUGAUGGACUUCCUUUGGGUUCCGAAGCUGAACGACAACGAGUAAUAGAAUGCCUAGAAGCAGCCAUAGAGAGACGGGCCACUGAGGGACUAGAACUAGAAUUGUGCACAAGCGACAGGCUUGGACUCCUUUCGGAUGUUACAAGGAUAUUUCGUGAGAACGGUUUGUACAUAAAACGUGCAGAAAUCUCAACAAAAAGUGGGAAAGCCAAAGAUACUUUUUUGGUUAGUGAUGUUUCAGGAAACCCUGUAGAACCCAAAAUUGUUGAUUUGGUUAAGGAACAGGUAGGACAAAGCAUAUUGCAGGUGAAACAUCAGUUUAACAUGGCUCCGGAAAGACACCAGGAGGAGGGAACCACAAGAAGUUUCCUCUUCGGGAACUUUUUCAAAGGUCGAAGUUUCCAAAGUUUCUAAACUCAGCGACCCUACUCUUUUUAGUUUAUUGGCUUAUGUUCUUUCUGGGAAGGAACAUUAAAGACAACAAAAGAAAAAAGUAAAGUUCACAAGCAAUUGCGUGUUGGGAAAUGGGAUAUACAUCCCAAUCCAGAAUCAGAAUCAUUUCUUUGAGCCCUUUUAUGUAUAUAAACUAAAUUAUAUUUGUACUGUAGAAGUGGGUUCCAGUUUAGCAUCUAAACACCUGUAAAUAGGCUUUUAGGAGUUGUAUUGAUAAAUAAAGUACAGAGAAAUAGAAAUAUAAACUUUUGUAAAUAAUUUUCUGUUCUAA
Ziziphus jujuba (common jujube) is the source of this 1751-nucleotide messenger RNA. RefSeq names its product ACT domain-containing protein ACR6. The record is from RefSeq and is a predicted model, not a curated record. The transcript has 7 exons. The coding region runs from base 116 to 1441 and encodes 441 amino acids. NCBI's taxonomy places the organism in Eukaryota, Viridiplantae, Streptophyta, Magnoliopsida, Rosales, Rhamnaceae.